CACCUAGAAAUAGAAUCUUCUUAUCUCUCUCUCAUAUCUCUCUUCUUCUAAGCUAAAGCAGCUCCAACUCGCCACCUAGAGCUGGCAGCGGCAGAAACUCUAUCUCUCCCGUGAAACAACCUUAACUCAAACUGCGCUAAACCCAUACCAUAGACAUAACCAAUUCCCAAUUCCCCCACAGUAGUAAUCAUAAAAAUAGAAGAUGAAGAUGAUUAUAUCAUCCCUCCAAUACUGGCUUGUGAACCACCCAACCAUCCUCCAUUUCUCAUGGACCCAAGGCCAAACCCCAGCCUCCACCCCUCUCUUCCUCUCUCUCAUUCUCAUCUCCUAUCUCUCCCUCACUUACAUCCUCUCUCAUCAUCAUCUCCAACUCCACGCAAUCCCAAUCCCAAUCCACAUCCUCAAACCCAUCUCAGCCCUCCACAACCUCACUCUCCUCCUCCUCUCUCUCAUCAUGGCCAUUGGUUGCACUCUCUCAAGCCUCACACACCCACCUAAUUUUAAUUAUAUCAUUUGUUUCCCACCCAAUACCUCUCCCUCUGGGCCCCUCUUCUUCUGGGCCUACAUCUUCUACCUCUCCAAGAUUUUAGAAUUUGGUGACACCCUUUUGAUCAUUCUCACUAAUUCCAUCCAACGCUUGACCUUCCUCCACGUUUACCACCACGCGACGGUCCUGAUCAUGUGCUACCUUUGGCUACACACUUCUCAGUCUCUGUUCCCUGUGGCACUAAUCACCAAUGCGUUGGUGCACCUCGUAAUGUACACCUACUACUUAUUGUGCGCAAUGGGUGUGCGCCCCAAGUGGAAGAGAUUGGUCACAAAUAUCCAGAUUGUGCAAUUCGUUUUCAGCUUUGCGAUUUCGGGUCUGAUGUUGUAUCACCACUUUACCGGCUCCGGGUGCUCCGGGAUUUGGGGUUGGUGCUUCAAUGCUGUUUUCAAUGCCUCUCUUUUGGCUCUUUUUGUGGACUUUCAUGCUAAGAGUUAUGCGAAUCGGAAGAAGAUGAUGAUGGGUCCCGGUCCCAAGGAUAAAGGAUUAUGAAGAUCUUUACUUUAUUGUACGGUAAUGUUUUAUUAGAAUAUAAUAAUAAUAAUAAUUAUGCUGUUUUGAGAAACAAAUGUUUUAUUCCAAAUUUGGAUUUUAUUUAUGUUGCUGUAGAUAGUUUUUCUAA
This is a messenger RNA of Quercus robur (English oak), 1169 nucleotides long. Its product is annotated as elongation of fatty acids protein 3-like. The record is from RefSeq and is a predicted model, not a curated record. Gene Ontology annotation, molecular function: fatty acid elongase activity. Lineage: Eukaryota; Viridiplantae; Streptophyta; Magnoliopsida; Fagales; Fagaceae. The coding region runs from base 203 to 1039 and encodes 278 amino acids. The transcript has a single exon. Gene Ontology annotation, biological process: very long-chain fatty acid biosynthetic process; fatty acid elongation, monounsaturated fatty acid; fatty acid elongation, polyunsaturated fatty acid. Gene Ontology annotation, cellular component: endoplasmic reticulum membrane.